AUGGAAUCUUUCACGAAAGCAAUUUUGUAUUUCAUUAUACUGGGUUUAAAAUCAUCUGAAGUUCACGACCAAUUUACGAUCAAUAUUGAUGGAGAAAUACAUGAUUUUAAAACUACUCUGGGUUCUAAUGAGAUUCUAAUUUUAACAAGUGUUUUGGCACAGAACAAAAAAUUCUUGAUUGUUGAUAUCUUUAGUAAUAAUCAACUCCGUGAUUUUGCACCCAAGACGGAAAGAAGUGGCAGUUUGAAACAUGAAUACGCUGUAUAUAAAAGUCUUCGUGUCCAAAACAAACAACAUAGAGCAACUUCCCUUUUUAGGUAUGGAGCAGUUGAUGGAUAUAGGGCAUUAGUAAUGAGUCUUAUGGGGCCUGCAUUGGAAGAACUUUUUAUAUAUUGUGGGAGAAAAUUUAGUUUAAAAACUAUUUUACUUCUCGCCGACCAAAUGUUGGACCGAUUGCAAACUAUUCAUGAUGCGGGUUACGUUCAUGGAAAUCUUACUCCAGACUCGUUUGUGAUGGGUGUCAACGAAAAUUGCUGUAAGGUGUACUUAAUAAAUAUGAAGUAUGCAUCAAAAUUUCUGAAAAUUCGUGGUCAAAGUCGUAAACAUAUUCCAUAUAUGGAACAGAUGGAAUUCUACGGCUCACAUACUUUUGCAUCGAUAAAUAGGCACUUGGGUACAGUCGCAUCUAGACGUGAUGAUUUAGAAUCAUUCAUGUACAUUAUGCUGUACUUCCUGAGAGGAAAAUUACCUUGGCAAAUCCAUGAAGAUUCUGGAAGAUAUAAGGAUGUUCUUGAAAUGAAGCUCUCGAUUUCGUUAGAGGUUCUUUGUCGUGGACUUCCCGCAGAAUUUGUGAUGGCAAUGAGCUACUGCCGAAGUAUGAAAUUUGCAGAAAUACCAGAUUACAUAUUUCUUCGUAGAUUGUUUCGAAACCUGUUCAAGGUUAAUGCCUAUAAGGAGGAUUGGAAAUUUGACUGGAUGCUGCAAUACAUAGGAAAUAUGAACAGCCGUAAGCGUAGGAAAUUGUUGUAG
Thelazia callipaeda (thelaziosis nematode) is the source of this 1029-nucleotide messenger RNA. The record is from the annotation of a GenBank genome assembly. Lineage: Eukaryota; Metazoa; Nematoda; Chromadorea; Rhabditida; Thelaziidae.